AUGAUAUCUUUAAAAAAUUUAAGAAUCGAAAGAGUAAAUUCAUUUUAUAUAAAUAUAUUGGCACCAAAUUUAAAAGAAUGUUCCAUUGUUCAAUGUCAGAAAUUUAAAUUCCCAAUCGAACUAAAACAAAAUCAAAUUUAUUCAUCUAUAGAGGCACCAGAAAUUGAAGAAUUUAAUUUUAGAAAUUCAUUAUCAGCAUUUCCAUCACUCAAUAGUAAUUUAGAAAGGUUAUAUCAAAUCUAUCCAAAUCUUAUUAAAAUCGAUUUAAGUUUUGCAAAGUUUAAAAAUCUAGAAAUUAAUUUUCAACAUCCAUUUUUAAAAAUAUUCAUCGCAAAGCAAGUGGAUCUUUAUAAAAUUACUUUUGAUGGUGAAUCAAAAUUAGAAAUUUUAAAUGUUAGAGGCUCUUCAUUAAGUGGUGGCAUUGGUAUAAAACAUCCAAGCUUUUUCAAAUCGUUAAGAGUUUUAAAAAAAGAUAGUCAUGUCCAUUUAGAUUCAUCAUAUAUAGGUACUUAUUAUCCUGGUUUAAUGGCAAUUGGUAGUGGUGCACUUAGUAGCUAUUUCAUCAAAGAUUUAACAACUAAAAUAUCAAUUCUAGGCUAUACUAGCCAAGUGGAUUCAUUUAGUUUCAAAGGUGAUUUCUUUGGUCUCUUUGAUAUAGGUAUCACAAAAAACAAUCAAGAAAAUGAUCGUUUCCCUUUAAUUGCAAAUCGUUCAUCAACUCUAUUGUUUAUUAUAGAUACCUCAAAUUCGUUGUUAACAGAUUUGGAAAAUAUAUUUAUUCAUUGUAAUAAAUAUUAUAAAGAGAAAAUUGAAGAAUUAUUAUAUUUGGGUGGAAUCAAACCACUAUUAUUAGUUUUAUGCGAUGAUAAAGAGUUUGAUGGAACCACAUUAAAGGAUACACAGCUAUUGGACAGAAUCGAAGUAUUUAAAUUAAAAUAUAAAAUAGAGGCUCAAACAAUCAUUUAUCAUUUUAAUAAAAGUCAAAUUGAUGAUUCUCUUAUAUCAAUGGAAAGUGUAGAAAAAGAAAUUAUAAGCGAUGAUUUCAAAUCUCAGUUAUUUAAAAUCGUGAAAGAAAAUCAUAGACUAAUUCAAUCAAAUAAAUCACAAUCGGUUUUAACAAUUUCAUUUUCACUAGGUAAAAUCAGCGAUACAAUUCAAUAUGUAAAUUUACAAAAAUCAUUAUCAACAAAUGAACUGUUAUUAAAUGUUUGCAGUAAAUACAAUAUAAAUCCAAAAAAUUUCAUUUUUACCUAUUCAAAAGUAGGUUCACCCACCCCUCAAAAGAGAAUAGAUUUAGAAAAUACUACAAUUGAAGGUUUAAUGUUGGUUUUAUCAGGUUCAUUAAAACAAAUUUAUUUAGAAAGAAAAUCUUUUAAAUUAAAAUAA
Molecule: messenger RNA, 1386 nt
Organism: Dictyostelium purpureum
Lineage: Eukaryota; Evosea; Eumycetozoa; Dictyosteliales; Dictyosteliaceae
Exons: 1
Coding region: 1-1386 (461 amino acids)
Source: RefSeq, a predicted model, not a curated record